Molecule: messenger RNA, 658 nt
Organism: Nicotiana attenuata
Lineage: Eukaryota; Viridiplantae; Streptophyta; Magnoliopsida; Solanales; Solanaceae
Exons: 1
Biological process (GO): root development; shoot system development
Source: RefSeq, a predicted model, not a curated record
AUGGCCCUUCCCAAUUUUGAUGCUCUAAAGGACUUGCACGACUCAGCCAACGAUAUGCUUCACUCACCAGUAAUCAAACGAGAAAUAGCACAUCAAGGACAAGAGAAAUGGGCUCAUGAAGUUUCAGAAACAUCGUUAAGAAUGCUGGACGUUUGUGGUACAACCAAAGAUGUCCUUUUGCUAGUUAAGGAUCAUGUCCAUGACCUCAAGUCCACUUUCAGAAGAAUCACCGUUGGCGAAAACGCAACUGCAGAAAACAAGUUUGCACCUUAUCAAUGUCACAGGAAGAAGUUGAAGAAAGAAAUGUUAAAACGCUUGCAUUCCUUAAAAGGGAUGAAAAAUAAUAAGUGCAUGAACUCAUCAUCAUUAUCACUAGAAAACUCCGUGAAAGAUAAAGAAAAUAAUCUUAUGGUGGUUGUGAAUGUGUUAAGAGAAGUAAGAGUGGCAACAGUUUCUAUUUUGGAGUCAUUGAUGUCACUUAUGUCUAUGCCAAGCCCAAAUACUAGGAAAACAAAUAAAGGGUAUUUUGGUUCAAAGUUGAUGAGAGUAAACAGCUUAAGUUCUUGGGAAAAAUGCGACGCUAUGACGCUGCAGUGUGCCAAUAAAAGAUUGGGAGCAGUGGAAAUCGCCAUUGAAGAUCUUGAAGGAGAGCUAGAAU